AUGUUGUUGUUUAAACAUUAUGACUGGUAUAUAAACCAGCCGCACUGCAGUCCAGAGCACACUUCAGCAGUCGAUAGCAGCCGCCUACUGCCGCCAACCGCCACCAUGAAGUUCGCCCUCGCUCUCCUCGCCGUCGUAGGCUUAUCCGAAGCCGGCUGCCCAUAUCCACCGAGCAGGUGGCAGCCGCAUCCGUGGGGGGCUCCUCUAUUUCAUUUACCUUUACCAGUACUGCCUCCAGCUCCAGCUCCAUGCCCUCAUCAUCAUCAAUUCCCCGCCCCAGCUCCAACAGCGGCCGCACCUAACCAACUGCCUUGUCUUUCGAAGCUCCAGAGCUUGCUGAGCGCACUCGGAGCAGGUUCGACGACUGCUGCUCCAGUGGCAGUGACUUCUACCACUCAGGCUCCAACUGCUGGAACACCGUCUCUUGCUGAAUUACAAGCUCUAUUGAACGCAUUGGGAAUAUCACUUCCAGCAGUCACUACCCAGGCUCCAGCAGUCACUACCCAGGCUCCAGCAGUCACAACACAACCUCCAGUUACAGUAGCUCCUACAACUGCUGCAUCAGCUGGAACACCCACCGAUGAUCAAAUACAGGCUUUUUUGAAUGCAUUGGGAUAA
Nezara viridula (southern green stink bug) is the source of this 618-nucleotide messenger RNA. The record is from the annotation of a GenBank genome assembly. NCBI's taxonomy places the organism in Eukaryota, Metazoa, Arthropoda, Insecta, Hemiptera, Pentatomidae.